Messenger RNA from Prorocentrum cordatum, 1308 nucleotides. Lineage: Eukaryota; Dinophyceae; Prorocentrales; Prorocentraceae. The record is from the annotation of a GenBank genome assembly.
AUGGCGCCCGCGCCCGUGCGCUGGCCGUGGGCCGCGCUGUGCCUCCUCGUGCCCGGGCUGGCUGGGCCGUGGGCCGCGCUGUGCCUCCUCGUCCGGGCUCUCCUCCCCCGCCUGGGAAGCGUGGGCGCCGCCCCCAACGGGGGCCUCCUCGCUUGCCGUGUGCCCAGCGAGUACACCGAGGCCGACCUGAUCAAGGUGUAUAAGCGGAAUUGUGGCCUCGUCAACGCUUUCCAGAAUGAGCUGGAUAAGCGUCCACUUUGGGCUGGUCACGGAAGCAGCAGCAGCGAGAGCGUGCUCAAAUGUUUGACAGCAGAGUUGAAGAUGAAUGCCGCUGAAAACUUGGCGGACUUCCGCGCAGCGGCAAAUUUGGCAGUCGAGGCGUUCGCAAAGACCGCCAGGGGAGAGAACCACUGCUGCAACCUGCUCAGCCCGCCUUUCUGCACGAAGGAUCGCGCAUCGACGUCCACUUGGGCCAUGCUCGCCCCUCUGGCCCUAACCGCCGCCCUCGUCUUAGGAGUUUCGUUAUAUCAGUGGUGUGAGAGCCGACCUUGCCGCUGCUGCAGAAGGAGAACGGACGAUGACACGCCGACGAGCCCGCCAGAGAGCGUCCCCGAUGCCGCCAUUCCUGACUUGAAAAAGGGAUUGAUGAAAGCAUGGACGGAGCAGCAUUGCCUGCAGUAUAUGCCGAACGCAGAUGCGUUCGCAUCUGUCACUGCGUGGAUGUUCGAUCACUUCACGAGCCGCUUCGGGUUCCAGGAGGACAACUCCAAGAACCAGCACGAAAACUUUCUAUCCCUGCUGCGCUCGCAGGUUGCCAUGGUGGCCGACGAGGCAAUGGAAGCGAGUAAUAAAUGGGGGGCAGAGUUCUCGGAGGAAAGAGAGCAAGACUUCUUGAAGCAGGCAGUGAACGAUCUGCACGAGCAGCUGAUGGACGGCUUUCUGAGGUGGGAAAAGGUUUUCAGCGAGUACACCCAGGCUGGCAUGAAGCUUCGGCUGGACAGCAGCGGGCGACGACGGUCGCCCGCUUCUGCAAAGAUCGCCGACCGUGCCCUAAAGUCCCUCAAAGAGCAGGAGAGGAUCAAAGAGCAAGAGAGGAUCAUCAUCGCCGCCGAUGGGACAGCGGAGAAGUUGGCAGAGAUGGUCGCCUUCCUGCUAGUGUGGGGCGAGGCCGGGAACUUGCGCUUCAUGCCAGAGGUCCUCUAUUUCGUCACCGACCUUGCGCUCGCGUCCAGAGAUUUCAGACAGCCGAGUCCCUGGCUGGUUUCUGGCGAAGAUUGUGCGGCCGAUCUACAACGUGAUUUUCGAUGA